Messenger RNA from Olea europaea var. sylvestris, 2800 nucleotides. RefSeq names its product sucrose synthase-like. Gene Ontology annotation, molecular function: sucrose synthase activity. NCBI's taxonomy places the organism in Eukaryota, Viridiplantae, Streptophyta, Magnoliopsida, Lamiales, Oleaceae. The record is from RefSeq and is a predicted model, not a curated record. The coding region runs from base 183 to 2606 and encodes 807 amino acids. Gene Ontology annotation, biological process: sucrose metabolic process. The transcript is spliced from 14 exons.
UUCAAGGACCCCACUUACCAACAUUUACAGAGCCAUAUUUCCUUGUACAGUAUCACAAGCAGCAAUUUGUGUGUAUAUAUAUGGUUUGCUAAGCUAGAUCUCUCCACUAUCACAGGCAAAACUCUUUCAUUUUCUUCCUGUUGAAACUUGUCUCGGACUUUUCAACUGAUUGACCUCCAUCAAUGGCGGAUCCGCGUGUUCUGACUCGUGUUCACAGCCUUCGUGAACGCUUGGAUGCUACUCUUGCAGAUCAUCGGAAUGAGAUACUGUUGUUUCUUUCCAGGAUUGAAGAGCAUGGAAAAGGAAUCCUUAAGCCGCAUCAGCUUCUUGCUGAGUUUGAAGCAAUCUGCGAAAGUGACAAAGAAAAACUGCAAGAUCAUGCAUUUCAAGAAGUUUUAAAGUUCACGCAGGAAGCCAUUGUGCUGCCUCCAUGGGUUGCACUUGCUAUUCGCCUAAGGCCGGGGGUUUGGGAAUACGUACGAGUCAAUGUUAAUGCACUUGUUGUUGAUGAACUGACUGUGCCCGAGUAUCUGCACUUCAAAGAAGAGCUUGUCGAUGGAACCUCCAAUGGUAACUUUGUUCUUGAGUUGGACUUUGAACCAUUUACUGCAUCGUUCCCUCGUCCAACCCUUACCAAGUCCAUUGGAAAUGGAGUCGAAUUCCUCAACAGGCACCUCUCUGCUAAGAUGUUCCAUGACAGAGAUAGCUUGACCCCUCUUCUUGAUUUCCUACGAAUGCACCACUAUAAGGGCAAGACAAUGAUGCUUAAUGACAGAAUACAGAACCUAAAUUCUCUCCAAGUGGUUCUGAGGAAGGCAGAGGAAUAUCUAUCAACGCUUCCUUCACCAACACCAUACUUGGAAUUUGAACACAAGUUCCAAGAGAUCGGAUUGGAGAGAGGAUGGGGUGAUAAUGCUGAACGAGUUUCUGAGAUGAUAUCUUUGCUUCUCGAUCUUCUACAGGCUCCCGACUCCUGCACUCUUGAGAAAUUCCUAGGAAGAAUCCCUAUGGUUUUCAAUGUUGUUAUUCUUUCUCCUCAUGGUUACUUUGCUCAAGAAAAUGUGUUAGGCUAUCCCGACACUGGUGGCCAGGUUGUAUACAUUUUGGAUCAAGUUCCUGCCUUGGAGCGUGAGAUGCUUAAACGAAUAAAAGAGCAAGGACUCGAUAUCAAACCGCGUAUUCUCAUUGUGACUCGAUUACUUCCAGAUGCAGUUGGAACCACUUGCGGUCAACGCCUCGAGAAAGUUUUUGGAACAGAGCAUUCUCAUAUACUUCGAGUCCCCUUUAGAACUGAUAAGGGAAUUGUUCGUAAAUGGAUCUCUCGUUUUGAGGUCUGGCCAUAUAUGGAGACGUUCACUGAGGAUGUUGCCAAAGAAAUUAUAGCAGAGUUGCAGGCGAAACCCGAUUUGAUCAUUGGUAAUUACAGUGAGGGCAAUCUUGCAGCCUCACUGCUUGCUCACAAAUUAGGAGUAACACAGUGUACUAUUGCUCAUGCACUGGAGAAAACAAAAUAUCCCGAUUCCGACAUUUAUUGGAAAAAAUUUGACGAGAAAUAUCACUUCUCGUGUCAGUUUACUGCCGAUCUUAUUGCAAUGAAUCAUACUGAUUUCAUUAUCACUAGCACAUUCCAAGAGAUAGCUGGAAAUAAGGACACUGUUGGGCAGUAUGAGAGCCACAUGGCCUUCACAAUGCCUGGAUUGUACCGCGUUGUCCAUGGAAUUGAUGUUUUCGACCCAAAAUUUAACAUCGUCUCUCCUGGGGCUGAUAUGAAUCUCUACUAUCCAUAUACAGAGAAAGAAAAGAGACUCACAUCGCUUCAUCCUGAAAUUGAGGAGCUUCUUUACAGCGAGGUCGAGAACGAAGAACACCUAUGUGUGCUGAAGGACAAGAAAAAGCCUAUCUUAUUUACCAUGGCAAGAUUGGACCGUGUGAAGAACUUAACUGGACUUGUGGAAUGGUAUGCCAAGUCCCCGAAACUUAGGGAAUUGGUAAAUCUUGUUGUGGUUGGAGGUGAUCGAAGGAAAGAAUCCAAGGACUUGGAAGAGCAGGCAGAAAUGAAGAAAAUGUAUAGUCUCAUAGAAACGUACAAGUUGAAUGGCCAAUUCAGAUGGAUUUCUUCUCAGAUGAACCGCGUGAGAAAUGGUGAACUCUAUCGUUAUAUUGCUGACACAAGAGGAGCUUUUGUGCAACCUGCAUUUUAUGAAGCCUUCGGUUUGACAGUAGUCGAGGCCAUGACCUGUGGUUUGCCAACCUUUGCAACGGUCCAUGGUGGUCCAGCCGAGAUCAUUGUCCAUGGAAAGUCCGGUUUCCACAUCGAUCCUUACCAGGGGGAGCAUGUGGCCGAGCUCCUUGUCAAUUUCUUUGAAAGGUCUAAACAAGAUCCUUCCUAUUGGGAAACCAUCUCGAUGGGUGGUCUAAAACGCAUCCAGGAGAAGUACACAUGGCAAAUUUACUCAGACAGGCUAUUGACGCUGGCUGGAGUUUACGGAUUCUGGAAGUACGUUUCCAAGCUUGAUCGUCUCGAGAUCAGACGAUAUCUUGAAAUGUUUUAUGCCCUCAAAUAUCGCAAGCUGGCUGAAGGUGUUCCCCAGGCAGUUGACGAGUAGACUGGUCACAGAUCAAAAGAUGGCAAGCAUGGGGAGUGUCCAAUUGAAGUUUUCUAUGAGGUUUUAAUAAAAUGACAGUAGAGACUGUGAAAUGACAAGGCUGUUUUCAGUUUUAGUUUUAAGUUAUAAUUGCGAGACUUUCUUUUAUUAUGCAUUAUAUGAUUGGACAAACAAUUUUUGUGUCUUCUGUUAAA